UAUUCGAAUAUUUAUUAAUAGUAUUUUGACCAUUUAAUGCCUUCAGUAAGACCUGGGCUGAAUCAAAAUACUUAGUACAUACUAUAUCUGUUCAGUGUCUACUGAACAGAAGCGUUCUACGCAUAGCUGAAGACCAUACUACACUUUCAAGUGUAGUACAGUCUACAGCUAUGUGUAGAACGCUUCUGAAAGCUUCCGAACACCGCCGAAACUCCACCGAAUGUUUUGAGAUGACGUAUCUCCCCUCAGAUGCCGGCAAAACUACCUUGAUAAGUUACCUGUUUUCCGUCUUGUCAUCGUUGCUAUAAAAUUAAAAAUGUCUCUUUUUACUUGAUGACUUACUUUACUUUUUUACUCUUUUUAAUGACUCUUUUUUCGCCGCUUUCUACGACGUCUUUCUAAGCCGCUGUUGGUAGUGUCGGGUCAGCCAUCAUUUCUUCGUUCGUUACCAGACUCCGGUUGCAUUGUGAGAUAGCGUAGUGACCUACCGUUGUAUACUGUGGCGGUAGUACCAAUGGGUAGUACGCAUUCUUUAACGUUUUCUGUACUACACAAUGCGUACUGAGCAUUCGGACGCGCUAUAUUUGUGGCGUACUACAAAAUGCAUACUAUAAGUAUGAGUAUUCGGAUUCAGCCCUGGAUUGGGUUUUGCAAGGUUUGUUUACCGGCGUUGCUAUGGUUACCGGUCUUGUGUGUUCCAACGGUUUAUUGGGUUUCUGAUAAAUCGCUGUCUAAUCAAUACUUCAUUCACUGCCUCUUCCGUGGUCAUUACAAUAUUAUGAAUAGACUGCGUCGGGUUCUCCGACGUCUCUCCUCUUGGCCUGCCGAUAACAGGUUCGAAUAUUAAGGGCUGCCUAAUAUUCGUUGAUUUAUUUUUUGAUAUUCGAAUUAUAUUCGAAUUACGAAGUUCGAAGUCAAAGCCCUAAUCCACAGUGUUUAAAAUGCACCAGGAUGAAGUCCAUUCUGUUUUGAAUGUGUGGUUUACAGUUGUGACAGCAGUGUGUUAGCAUUUGAUCAAAGUGCUGAAAAUCCACAGUGUUGUGCAGGUUGUGAUAUAAGCCAUGAGAUAAGUGUGUAGAGUUCUGAAAAUUGUGUUUAAGCAAUGAAAAAUUAGCUAGUGGUUGGUCCACAGGAACUGCAUGCUGAGUUUUGCACGUGUCGCUCCAGUUGUGCCCACUGUGGUUAAGCGAUCAUAAAAAACUGUAUUGAAGUCCUCAGGUAAUACUAUACUCUAGCUUUACAAACCUUGCUCUGCUGAAGGCCUUUGCUCAAGCUGUUGCUUCAGUAAAGCAUUCUCCUCCUCCAGCAACUCUAUCCGGGUCUGCAGCUCUUCUGACCGCUUCUUCCAUUGGACUUUGCCUCGUUGAAAAAUAAUAUUUUCCAUAUUAACAACUGCAACAUAUGACAUGAUAGAUAACAAAUUCAUGUUAGUAGAGUAUAUGAGGCAAACUUGUAGGAAAAGUAAAAUGUUGAUCUAUAAAACAUACUACUGAAGUCUCGACUGGACACACUGACAAGCAUAGAAGAAAUUCAAAUCUCCUCAUGAAGCACAUGAAUCUGCACCUGCCACUGUCCGGCAACUCGGAGUCCAACAAAAAUAAUCCCACACAAGGAUCAAUUCUUCCCCACCAUAAUAUGUGUUGGUGUGUUUUUCUGCACAAUCCUCCUCUCUCUGGAUGUGUUUUACAUAGCGUGGUUCCAGAGUACGCCUGUUUUAGGCACCUGAAUACUGUGGAUAUUGUCUUUAAUAAUCGUGAUUACACUGUCAAUCAAAAUAAUCGUGAUUAUGAUUAUGAUUUUUGCCAUAAUACACAUGCUGAUAUGUUCAGCGAUCAGAUGGAGAGGAGCGUCUCCCGUAGCCUACAGUUCCAACAGGUUCACGCUGCGCUUUGCAUGAAGUGUGUGUGUUUUUAUUUUUCUUCCCAACGGGACCGUCAAUACUGUCCCAGUGUCAGUUUGGAGCUGAACUGCGCCGAACUGACACCCAGCUGAUACACAGCUAAAUCAGCUGUGUUUCAGCUUGAGCCUAUUCUUCUCGCGAGCCGCGCGUCCAGCAGCAAAAAUACAGUAGGCUAUACAUUAUGUUUCACAUCGUAGGCUACAAACCACAUAACGUGGCAUUGACAUAGGGCUACAUAUUAUAACCAUAUGAAACAACAAUAAUUUGAUGUUUUUCUUCUUUAUUUAUAGGCUAGAUGUAGGCAUUUUUAUUUUUUUUCACCCCAUAUUAUAUCAAUGAUAUAUUUCGCAGUUUUUAUUUCGAUCUUCCUGCUUCUCUCCACCCCAGAAUGUCUGUCCAAUGAAUGAAUGACCUCAGAUCACGUGUGGUUUUGCUUCGUAAUGCUGGUUCACUUGCAAAAGGGGCAGUAUGAAAGUGGACCACACCAAACAAAAAAUAUCUAAAUUCUAUUUGGUCUGGACCAAAGCAAGUGAACCAACGGACUUUCCAUGUGUGAAUACACCUUAAGUUACACCACUAAAUGCAUGAGUAAUACCAUCUGAUGACACUAAAAUGCGCCUUGAUAGGCGCUCAUAGGCGCACAGGUCACACGAGACAAAAACCUGCAAAAAUUAUGUAGAUAAAUAUCACUGGUAAGGGCUUCUGUUUUUGGUGAAAUACAGUUGCUUAUUUGCAGCUGAAUUAUUACUUUGAAAAGUAGUCUCGCCACCGUCUCGCAAUUAAACGCUUGUGGUGGCGUUAAUAAAAAGUCCCACAAUUUUAUGGUUCAUGGUCUAAAGCUAAUUAUGAGCCUUUGGUUGAUAUCCAGACAAUCCUCUAUUAUUCAGUUGGCAAUGACCACCCGCAACACUGCUACAUGCGCCAAAGUAUGAGAAUAUCGAGACGGGAAGAAAAGUCUACGAUGUCGCCAAGCAGCUAUUAACGUCGUCACCCCCCAGCUAAGCAAAGCUAACGUUACUAGCUCUUGCCGAGCCCGGCCAGAAGCUGUUUGAGUAUUACAAUAACUUUACAAAUGUGUCAACCCAACUUACCAGCAGUAGGCAUAUCGGAGCUUUCUCCUUCAGUCCCCCGCUGUCCUUUUGCCCGGGUAGAGCGCUCAGGCCUUUCCACCAUAGGCAGAUUCAUAUUUCCAGGCGUGGCAGAUCUUAACUGGUGAAAAAUCAUAUGCUGGUACUGAAACAAGAGAUAGGCCUAACAUAAGUGGUUCACACAUACAAGUAAUGGCGACUGCUUUCGAAAUAAAACAAUAACUGUUGAGAGAGGGUUGAUACUUACCAUAGCGACAAGAUCCAAUUUAUUUUGCGCGGACUAAUAGCUUCUUUCAAGUUUCAACGGCACCGAGUUGGCGGUGCGGCUUAGCCAAUCGGACGGUAGAAGCGCUUGAUUAUUAUGAUUGAGUCAGGCAUCAACCAGGGAAUCAGCCCAACCUUUGCGGUGGGAGGUGUAUCGAUGUAAAAAUCAAGCGUACCUCCACAUAUUGAACUAAUAACAGAAAAGUGCGCCAGAUUUUCAAAUCAGGGCCAGUAACAUCAGUUAUUUCCUCUGACCACCGGUGCUAUGGCUUCGAUUGUGGGAACACUUUUGAGAAAAGUGAAUGUCAAGGAGUCAAAAAAAACAUCAUUCAAGUUGAUAACAUGGUUGCAAAAGAAAAGGUUGCUGCAAAGAAAAGUGAAAUGCAAAAACUGCAGACACAAAAUGAAGAUGGUCUACUACACACAGUCCACAGAUCUCCACAUCUGGGAGUGCCGUCGUAAAAGAUGUGGACGUUUGAGGAGAAGUGUAAGGACCAAGUCUCUUUUCUCAAACUCACACUGUAGUCUCUUCACAUGGAUGAAGUACAUUCACAGAUUUGCACAGGGUUUGCAGCUACUGCAGGUAGACAUGCUUCAGGAUGGCAUCUCUAAAAGCACUGCUACACUCUCAAUGAUGUCUAAAAAACUGCGAAGAAUUUGCCUAAAAAGUCUUAAAAGGCACAGGAAAGAAAAAGGCCAGAAAAUCGGUGGAGUCAACGCUAUCGUCCACAUUGACGAGAGCAAGUUCUGCCAUAAGCGCAAGUACGGAAGAGGGCGCUUCGGGAACAGCUGGAGGAGAAAAAGGACAUGGGUCUUUGGAAUGCUCCAAAUCAAACGGUCUGACAGGCGUCCUAUUCUUCGCCUUGUGCAGAGACGAAAUAAGGAGACCCUUGUUCCUAUCAUCAAAAAGCAUGUGAAGCGUCACAGUCUCGUCGUUAGUGAUGAGUGGAGAGCGUAUGCCGGUCUCGCCACAGAGGGCUACAGGCAUGUCAGGGUGAACCACAGCCAACAUUAUGUUGACCCUCAGACAGGACUCCAUACUCAGAACCUCGAGAGAGCGUGGCAGACCUAUAAAAAGGAAAUUUGGAGAAUGCGGGGGAAUGGGUCGGAGAAGGCCUUGAAAGAGCAGCUCUGCUUUAUUGAGUGGACCUACUGGUUAGCGAGGAAAAAUUCAGAAGGUGUCCUUGGCAGGCUUGUCAAGGACAUAAGGCGCUCCUAUCAGACAUAGGAAGCAGAGCUUGGCAUUGAUCAAAAUAAGCUGAAAUGGACAGAGGAGAAAGGGGAGUGUUUUAAUUUAUUUUUAAAAGAAAAGUUUUUGUUGUAUAUGUUCAAACGGUUUAUAGUAUUCUUGGUUCUUUUGACUCUUCAAACUCUUCCUUUGUAAAAAGAGUUCUGUUGAAGAUUAGUUUUUUUUUAAUAAUAAUAGUUGUUUAUUUCACUUUGCGGUCAUCCAGUGUUACUGAUCAGUUGAGCAAAACUUGUCUCUAUUUUGUACAGUUACUAGUUUGUAGUUUGUCUACUGUUCUCAUCUGUUUUCACUUUAAUUUGACAGUCCUAAGACCUCUCUACUAAUACUUGGUUGAAUAUCGACUGAUAGUUUGUUGAGAAUCAACUAUUUUCUCUGUUUUGCUCUGUUAAUAGUUUGCACACACUAAACAGUUUUCACUUUAAUUUGACAGUCCUAAGACCUGUCUACUAAUGCUUAAUUGAAUAUCGACUGAUAGUUUGUUGAGAAUCAACUGAUAGUCAACUAUUUUCUCUGUUUUGCUCUGUUAAUAGUGUGUAGACACUAAACUGUUUUCACUUUAAUUUGACAGUCCUAAGACCUGUCUACUAAUGCUUAAUUGAAUAUCGACUGAUAGUUAGUUGAGAAUCAACUAUUUUCUCUGUUUUGCUCUGUUAAUAGUUUGCACACACUAAACUGUUUUCACUUUAAUUUGACAGUCCUAAGACCUGUCUACUAAUGCUUAAUUGAAUAUCGACUGAUAGUUUGUUGAGAAUCAACUGAUAGUCAACUAUUUUCUCUGUUUUGCUCUGUUAAUAGUUUGCACACACUAAACUGUUUUCACUUUAAUUUGACAGUCCUAAGACCUCUCUACUAAUGCUUAGUUGAAUAUUGACUGAUAGUUUGUCGACAGUCAUAUGACAAUCAACAGGUUGUCACCUACACAGGGUGCCUAUUGAUUGAUAAAAUAUUCUCAUCUUUAUUUUACAAUGAACAUAUAUGAUCAACAGAGGGUUGAAUGUUCAUUCAUUAGAUGUGUUCCUUGUGAGUGGAGGAAAGUUGAUCCAUAUGAAACGUAAGUUGAGAAUUGGUUAAUAACAGCAGUUGAUAGUCAACUUACUAGAAGUUGACACUCAACUGAUAGUUGAAUAUUUGUAAAGAACAUGUAGUAAAAAGCACAAUGUCUGUUGCAGACUGUUUUUGUAAAAAUAAAUGAACGAAAUGAAAAAUAUACUAUAGUCAACUAACACUUAGUUGAAUGCAUGUUACAUAUUUGUUGACAAGCUCUGUAGAAUAUCAACUAACUCACUGUUGAAUAUCAACUAAACACCAGCUAAUAGUGCAACGUGUAGUUAACUUAGUUAGUUGAAUGCUUGUUUCUUAUCUGUUGAAAGCUUUGUUGAUUAUCAACUAACCAUCUACUAAUAAUGCAACUAAUAGUUAACUGACAGUUAGUUGAAUGCAUGCUACGUGUACAAAACAACAUCUACUAAUAGCGCAACUUAUAGUUAACAGACAGUUAGUUGAAUCCAUGUUUCUUAUCUGUUGAACAAGCUCUGUCAAAUAUCAACUAACCAUCUACUAAUAGUGCAACUUAUAGUUAACUUACAGUUAGUUGAAUACAUGUUGCUUAGUUAGUUGAAUCCAUGUUUCUUAUCUGUUGAACAAGCUCUGUCAAAUAUCAACUAACCAUCUACUAAUAGUGCAACUUAUAGUUAACUUACAGUUAGUUGAAUACAUGUUGCUUAUCAGUUGAGAUAGUUUGGUUGAAUGUCAACUCAUUCACUGUUGACAUGCAACUGAAUAUCUACUGAUGGCUUGUUGAGUGUCAACAGUGGACUAUCAAACUAAAGUGUUACCAAAUGUUAUUUUACUUGAGGUCUUGUUGAUUGCUCCCGGUGCUAAUUUUGAUGAUUGUUCUGUUCUUUAACUUUUGCUAGACUAAAACACACCAUUGUUAUUGUAAGUAUGCACUGUAUAAAGUUGAGUUACAUUAUAAACUAUUGCAGUGUGCGAUUUUAAAUUCCUCUUAAAUUAUUCUGCUAUACUAACUUAACCCAA
This is a messenger RNA of Gadus chalcogrammus (walleye pollock), 6538 nucleotides long. RefSeq lists its product as uncharacterized. The record is from RefSeq and is a predicted model, not a curated record. Lineage: Eukaryota; Metazoa; Chordata; Actinopteri; Gadiformes; Gadidae. The coding region runs from base 3518 to 4480 and encodes 320 amino acids. The transcript has 4 exons.